GGAUGUCACUCACUCCUUCACUCUCGGUUAAAACCCGUCAUUUGGUAACGGGAACAACGAUGACUGUGUGUUCAGAGCACCAUGGCCGCCCAGAGGAAUCACAAGGCUGAGCAAAGAGGAACACCGCAUGAACUUAUGCGCAACGAGGCUGGAACUAAAGCGCACAGAGGAGGAACUGACCGGCGGGAGUCUGGGGGAGUUUAGGACGUGUUCCGUUUUUUUUUUGUUGUUUACUGUGAAGUACUGUGAGCUGCAGACAUGGCUCUGUCCCAGUUACAGUGCCUGGACGAUAACCACGUGAACCCGCGUGUGCACGAGUCCAAACCGGAGUUCCUGUACUGCGAAGACCAGCGGCUCGCGCUGGAGGCUCUCCUCCAGGAUGGUCGCGAGGCGUUUUUGAAAUACCUGGAGGCUCGCGGCCUGCGGCUGUUCCUCUCAGACCCGGAGGUGGAAGCUCUCGCCGGGGCGGUGGAGCCCUAUGACCCGGGCUCGGAGCUCUUUUCGGAUAGUGCCGAGGACGACGAGCCGCCGCUUUCAAUGCACUACUGGCCCGAGUUGUCGGACACCUCCAUCCCACAAAUAGACCUGGGUUGGCCGGAUAGCGAUGCUUACCGCGGGGUGACGCGCACUACCGUGCACACGCAGCCGCCGCUGGAUGGUCAGGCGCACAUCAAAGAGAUAGUCAGGAAAAUGAUUGCGCAGGCGCAGAAGGUUAUCGCAGUGGUGAUGGAUGUCUUCACCGAUGUCGACAUCUUUAGAGAUUUGCUAGAUGCUGGUUUCAAGAGGAGGGUCUCCGUCUACAUCCUGUUGGAACGUACAACACUACCUCAUUUCCUGUCCAUGUGUCAGAGGGCCAACAUGCAUGCCGGACACCUCAAGCACCUUCGCGUACGCUGCACAGACGGAGUAGAGUUCCACACUCGGUCGUCCACCAAGGUCACAGGGCGAGUGGGGCACAGAUUCAUGUUCAUCGAUGGAGACAAAGCUGUUUCUGGGUCGUACAGUUUCACUUGGAUGUCAUCUCGGCUGGAGAAGAAUCUCAUCACGGUGGUUACAGGCCAGGCAGUGGAAGCCUUCGACAGGCUGUUUCGAACCCUCUACGCGACCUCUAGCUCGGUCGAACUCCGUCAGGUCGCCACGGAACCUGAACCUGAACCGGAGCCCAUCCGACAGGUAGCCGCAGUAGCCCCUCCUUCUGCUGCUCUUGCCAGGAAACUGUACAACCCUAAAUAUGCCCUGGCUUUAGGCAACCCCAGCCCAGCUCCAUCUGCUGACCAGAACAGCUCAGAAAAGACUCAAAGUGAAGAGAACCCGGAUGUCCCAGGUAGCAAAAAGAAGAGGCGGAAGAGGGCUUCUAAAGACAACACACAGGAGGCUCCCCCCAUCCAUCCUGGACUCCUCAAUCUCGAGAAAGCAUGCCUGAUGUCAUACCUGCCCACCUGGCCAGAGCCUGAUCCCCCUAGUGACGUAAUUGGGUUCAUUAACAUUCGUGAUUCCAGCAAACCAACUCCAGUCCAUCUACAGCGAUCUGAGAUGUUCGGAAUAAGCCAAGCGAUCAGGUUUAGCAGUCCAUUCAGCAUGCCAGAGAAAACCCUGCCAGAGGUGGCCACACCCAGGCAGCAAACUGCUAAAUAUGAGGAGAUAAAUAAGCUCCAGUCAGCACAAGAUAAAACCAAGGCUAAAGAGUCUGUGGUGAACAGAGCUCAGCCCACACAACUCAUUGCACAGCCUGGUGACGCCACAAAUAAAGCAAAGGUACCUGAACACAACUCGCCUGCAUCUGGAACAACUUGUGAAUCUGCAAAGAGUCUCAGCAGAGAUAAUAAACUACAUUCAAACACAGCUACCAACCCAAAUGUAGGUCACAACACCACACCUCACCUCAAAGCACAUGCACCUCCCCAAAACAGCAGCAAAGCAUCGCCUCCUAGCACAGGGAGGCCUUCACACCACACACAGGAUGUCCCCACAGACAAUCCUAAAUCAGAUUCUCUCCCUGGAUCAAAGACUAAAGAAACUAUCUUAAACAAACCGAGCGUUGUUGUGCGCAAGACACACACCCUGGAGUCGAACAGCACAGCACAACCUUCACAAAUGGGUGAUACCACAGGACAACACACACAGACACAUACAGAUUCACACACAAAGGCUGUUCACACGCAGCCACCAAACCCCUCUGAAAUUACCCCUAAAGUCCAAACUCCCGUCACCAACAGCUACGUAUCCCCCUCCUCUACCUCUGCCACGUGCUCUCAGCCUGUCAAUUCAACCUCCCUUUCUAAAAAUGACAACAUCGCCAUCAGUUCUCCUGUUACCAUUUCUUCUACAAACGUCAAUCCUCCCCUCCCUUCUUCCUCAUCUUUGACCUCAACUCCUCCCAUCCCUAAACCUCGCACCCUCCAGCUGGUUGUCAAAGAUGGAGUCACAAGCAGCAACCAGAGGCUGCCGGAGUUCAGCGUCAUCAGGAGGCGUGAGACCAGCACAGGGCCGCCGGUGGUCAGCAAUGAGCCCGCUGUAGCAACUGUGGUGGAGAAAUCGCCAGAAAAAGAACCCGAGACUGUGCCAAAAGUGCGGAACAACAGUGGAAGCAGAACACGGCAAGAUGCCAAGAAUACAGGAAAUAUCAGGACUUUCCAAGAAGUGGUUGUCAAAGAUGACGUCACAAGCAGUGACAAGAAGCUGCCGGAGUUCAAUGUCAUCAGGAGGCGUGAAACCAGCACAGGGCCGCCGGUGGUCAGCAAUGAGCCCGCUGUAGCAACCGUGGUGGAGAAAUCGCCAGAAAAAGAACCCGAGACUGUGCCAAAAGUGCAGAACAGCAGUGGAAGCAGAGCAGGAGCACGACAAGAUGCCAAGAAUAUGGGAAAUAUCAGCACUUCCCAAGAGACAAAGAAUGACGAAGCAGUUGGACUACAUGAUGACAGAGCAGAAAUGCAAUUGGUGGCUGGAACCAAGUUCGAAAGCCAGCCAAAUGUUUUGAUUACUGAUGCACCAAAGGCCGAGAGCAUGAAUAUUCACGAAAUAAUUCCAAAAGAUGUUGAGUCCAAGACUUUGACAUCAACAGACUGCAAAUUAACCUCACAGAAAGACUGUGGACCCACAGCAGAGGCAGCGACCGAGGCUCCAGAAAGAGCCCUGACAGGCCGUGACUCUGCUGAAGUGGAACCACGGAAAAAAACAUACCAGGCAAGUGCACAUGAACUUCAGGGAAUAUCAUAUUCUGCAGUGACUCCACAGGAUUUAGGUAUAUUAGACGCUGUUGACUCUGUAAAAUCUCCAACACACACUCCUGUUUCCACAAAAGACACCACUGGUGAUAGCACACGCACAUCUGCUACAGACGCACAUGGCACACCACCGGCACAGAGUGUGUCAAAUACUGCGAAAAAUAAUUCCAACAGCAUCACCGUUCAGGAACUAACCCCUCACACACGAGGAGGCACACACACACCUGAAAAAUCCCUGCGCUUACACCUCUCCGAUACGCACGCGCCAGACUUGCGUUUGCCGACGCCUGAGAGGGAAUUGCGGUCACUCUCGGCCCUCGUGCGCACUCCAACUCCGGAUGGAUUCACCCCAGAUCAACGGUCAUACACCCCAGACAUUCGAACGCCUACGUCCGACAUGAGUGACGGGUAUGUGUCACCAAGGACGGACUCCGCCCUCUCCACAACCUCAGAUGAGUAUUACGAAUGUGCCGACUCUCCUUUCCAGGAGCCUGUUAUUGACCAAGUGGCUUACAGCAACCACGCGACGACAGAGGAUCAUGUCAGCGCCACACACACAGAUACGCCUAUUACUACAACCGUUGCCACCAGUCCUGCAUUGAUAAACGAUAACACUCGUGCGUAUGGAUUAGGCACCAUGGACAUGAAUACCUCGAGCAGUGAAACGCUGAGUUUGUCUAGGCCUGCUAGUGACUCCUCUUUGUCUUCUUUACUUGAGGAAGUGAAAAUAGUCGAGGAAACUGCAGAUGAAGAAAAUGGGAGAAAAGGGGAUGAAAGGGGGAGCAAACUGAGCGCAGCAGAGAGGAGGACAGUGGGAAAUUCCCAGGGGCUACAGAGACAAGGCAGCAGCGAGGAAGCUAAGAGGACGCCACACAAUUUUAAACAAGGUGAAUACUUGACACAGACUGUGGGAAAAAACAAGGGGGCCCAAGCCCAAGUCCCCAAGAGGAAGAGGGUUCUAAACCAAUCAGCAGCAGAGAAACUGGUCGAUGGAGGAGCGACUCCAGGAGAAUUAAACAACGAAGAAGUGGAGCCAAAGCGAUUGUCCACAGGUGACCUUAAACCAAAGAAGGAUUCUUCCGAGCGAGGGAGGCCAGACAAAGAGAAGACUGUGAGCAGCGGUGUGGAGAGGAAAAGCAGACCCCAGUCAGCCACAGAGACUGAGAGACAGAAGCGUUUGCCAACUCCUCCAGGAACUCCACGAGGACAGCAGCAAAACAGAGGAGCGUCCUCUCCUUCCCGAUCAUCCAAAUCUCCUCGACCCCUCUCGGCCAGCCUGCCUUUGGGGACUCAUCCCAUGGGAAGCCGUCAAUCAAACCAGGCGGAAAUCAAAGCGGCCCAGAGUAGUUUAUCGGAUAACACCUCAUCUGCUCGCAAACCACCGCCCAGACCACCUCCACCUGGGCCAGUGGGUGCCAUCGGGUCUGCAGCUGGGCGGAAGCAGGCCGAAGUCUUACGCAGCCCACAAGGCUCCGUCUCUCGACAGCCCCCAACAGCACAGGGCAGGGCUAGAGCUGGACAAUCACCGAGUCGACAUCCUUACACAAAACCUCAGCCUCUCUCACCGAACCAGGUGGUACCAGCGCAUCAGUUGCACAGCCAAACGGAAGAAGGAAAGGGUCCAUUUAGCUUAACAUUUGGGAAACUGUACAGCCUUAAAGGUCUGAAGGACAAGAUUGGCAAGCUGCCAACACAGAACAGGAGAGGUAGCACCAGCUCAGGUACAGGCACGUAAAAACAUGAGCUAGUCUGGUGCCAUUACUGUAAAAAAAAGAGGCAAGUUACGAUAAAACAUGUAAAUGGGGAAUAAAAAACUGUCUUCCCCAAACUCCAAGAAAAAAAGGUUUGAAAAAACACCAGUGUUCACAGCAUCUGUCUUGCUCUGUGCCACUAGGGUUACUUCUUGCAGACGGUAAUAUCUGAACUUUCAACUAUGACCCAUGACUUGUGGUGGUGCCUCACCUGAUGGAGAAGUUGUUUUCCACAGUUUUCAGUAAUAAACCGCUCCUGUGCAUCGA
Molecule: messenger RNA, 5242 nt
Organism: Larimichthys crocea (large yellow croaker)
Lineage: Eukaryota; Metazoa; Chordata; Actinopteri; Sciaenidae
Product: mucin-5AC
Exons: 5
Coding region: 259-4959 (1566 amino acids)
Biological process (GO): signal transduction
Molecular function (GO): protein kinase binding
Source: RefSeq, a predicted model, not a curated record